AUGGGCAAGACUAUCGACGACCGGCCUUCAUAUCUGAGCUCCGAUGAUGCCAAAUACUCCCUAGGCCUGCAUCGCGGGCCAUUGCCUGCCAAGGGCGUCGACGACAGCUCCCAGCUCGAGCAUGUUACGUCGGCCGGCGGCCUGUCAUUGGAGACACGGCAGCUCAAGCGCAAGGAGAAACUGCAGCGCCAUUGGAAACGCUUUUGGUGUGUCUAUUUGGUCGGCAAUGUCAUUUUCCUCGCGAUUUUCCUACCUAUCUUCUUCCUCAUCUGCAUUCCCGCGAUUUCGCAGCUCGUGGUCAACAAGUCCGACCUCCUGCUGGUCAAUGCGGCUGUCAUGCAGCCCAAGCCGGAUUCGAUCGUUCUGACCCUGGUGUCUGCGCUGGACCUGAAGAUUGCGUUGCCCGUCCGCAUUGAACCCAUUACGCUCAACCUGUUCGUGCGCGACCUCGGGGCCCAGAACUACUGGGGUGAUAUCACCAUCCCGGGCCAAACCAUCAGGGGCAAUACCUCCCUGGGCGUCACCAAUCACUACGAGACCAUUCACAACGCGAGCACCUGGGACCAGUAUGUCCACAAUGUGGUGUUCGAAAAGGCAGCCGGGCUGUCCGUUCAUGGCGAGACCAAUUCGUACCUCGGUGUUCUGAAAUCCCACGUCGUCAUGGAUAAGACCAUUGUCUCUCCCACGCUCAACAAAUUUGAGGGGUUCACCAUCUCGGACAGUGCACUCCUGUUGAAGCCAAAAGCCGAUGGCACCAAUCUCAUCGGCAACGCAAUGCUUCCCAAUCCGUCAGUGCUGACUCUCCAGAUCGGCACCAUUGUGCUGGACAUCUACAGCGGCGACCUGAUCAUUGGCAAUGCCACGCUGACCGACGUUGAGCUGAAGCCUGGGAACAACACUUUCCCCCUGAAUGGCGUCCUCGACCUGUCCACCGUGCUGGGCCACCUGUCCGAGGUGCUCAAGUCGCAAGCCGCGGCCCUCAAGAACGGAACUCUCGCCCUGAAAACCAUCACACGAUCCGUGGUUUGGAACGGCACGGAGGUGCCAUACUACACCAAGGCAAUGCACGACCUGCCCCUGACGGCCGUGGUUGGCGUCGCCGACAUCCUGAAGAACACAAUUCAUCAUCUCACCCACAACGGCGGCCUGAAUCUCACGCAGAUUGGCCAGGACUUCAAGAGCAACAGCGACAGCAAUGGCGGAAUGCUGGGCUCACUCAACACUACCAGCCUAGCCUCUCAUCUGAAGCAGAACGUGGCCGUACGCGACACCUUCAAAAACGAGCACCCAAUCAAGCGCGAUGCAAUGAUCGACACUCUGGCCAAUCUGUAUUCGAAGAGUACAGCAGGAGAGCCGUAA
Molecule: messenger RNA, 1359 nt
Organism: Penicillium lagena
Lineage: Eukaryota; Fungi; Ascomycota; Eurotiomycetes; Eurotiales; Aspergillaceae
Product: DUF3712 domain-containing protein
Exons: 3
Coding region: 1-1359 (452 amino acids)
Cellular component (GO): fungal-type vacuole membrane
Source: RefSeq, a predicted model, not a curated record